AUGGCCCGGCAAAUAGCAAUAGCCCUGCUGAUCUGCUCAUUGGUGGCGAUGGCUUCGUCCAUUCCCAUCGAUGUGGACUGUACGCGUCGACAGGAUUUCAAUGUUGUCAAGGACUGCUGUGCCUAUCCCACAUUCAGGUUUGACCAGUUCAAAAGCCAGUGUGGUAAAUAUAUGCCCGUUGGUGCUCCCAGAAUUUCACCCUGCCUGUAUGAAUGCAUUUUUAAUGCGACCAACACAGUUGUGAAUGGAGCUAUUAAUCCCGACAAUGCCCGACUCAUGCUGGAGAAGCUUUUCGGUAACCAGGACUUUGAGGAAGUCUAUUUCAAUGGUCUAAUGGGCUGUUCGGAUUCUGUGCAAGAGAUGUUAAGCAAUCGGAGGCCUCGUCCCCAAGGAAAAACAGAACAGUGCUCUCCCUUUGCAAUUUUCUAUGGAUUUUGUGCCCAGAGAUAUGUCUUUAAUCACUGUCCAUCAUCCAGCUGGUCCGGCACUGAAUCUUGCGAAAUGGCCCGAUUGCAGAACAUGAACUGUGCGAAACCAUCACGUGGUUCUAGUCGUCGCCUACUUUAAAGGCAUAUAAUAAAAAUACAAAUGUGUA
Molecule: messenger RNA, 595 nt
Organism: Drosophila yakuba
Lineage: Eukaryota; Metazoa; Arthropoda; Insecta; Diptera; Drosophilidae
Gene: Obp50c
Exons: 3
Coding region: 1-567 (188 amino acids)
Source: RefSeq, a predicted model, not a curated record